GGGUCCAGACGGUAACUAACAGGAUGAGAGUGAGCGAGCGACCACGUGGCCCAGCAGGGAUUACGAGCGGCAACAAGAAGGUAAAGAGAUUAGAACGAAAACACAGCCUGCUUUUUUAACCUCUUCACUGUUGGCACCCUGGCAGCACAAAGGAAACCCCAGACCCAAACUUCUCCCCUUCCUCCUCCCUCACUCCCUCAGGCUCCGUCCGUCCAUGCAGCCGCACCAGGAGCCGCUCUGGGGAACAAACGCAGGAGCAGAGCAGUCUGCCUGAUGGGAAACGCCACCGCCUCCUGAUGGACUUGGCAUCAAGAGAUUCUGGAUUUUUCUGUUUGGCACCUUUUCUUCACACAUGAGCUCUUUGGAAGUGAUAGAGACAUAAUUCAGCCCAUCAUGCUUUUAAAGUCAGGAGUAUUUCUCACCUUGUGUCUGUUUACUCUUCAGGCUAGUCGAAUCAAAGAACUGAAUGACAUAAACCUUUCUGGGCUCAGAGACGUGAAGUACCGGCAUUUUCUGGAAGCUUCCCGACCCAUCAGGCAUGCGACCAACGUCCGAUCCGAGCAGGACGGACAGCGGGUGAAGAGGUCCGCCGUCCACACCACAGGCGUCAAAGUGUGUCCCCAGGAGACGAUGAAAACCGUCAUUGGCAGCCACAGGGCCUACUACAAACUCAGAGUUUGUCAGGAAGCGAUCUGGGAAGCGUUCCGGAUCUUCUUGGACCGAGUCCCGGCCCCGGAGGAGUACCGGACCUGGGUGUUCACCUGCCAGCAUCAGAACCUGUGCAUGGAUGACCUGGCCCAGAACUUCAGCAGCUCUCAGGAGCAUCUGGACCUGGUGGCCAGAAGAGUAAAAGAGACUGAAAGUGAAGGGUUUGUUGCAGCUAAAGAAGAGCCAAGCAGUGAAUGCACUUGGACUCCUUCUCCCAUUCUGCUUCCAGCAGAAACUGACGAGGCUAAAGACCUGGUUAAGGAGAACUACGAGGAAUACAUUGUUGAGUUCAGCAUCACCGUGUCUGACCCGACAUACAGCGAAAUGCUUAGCAACCCCGCAGCGCCGCAUUACAACGGCGUCACCAGAGAGCUCAGAGACAAGAUGGUUCAUGUGUUUGAAAAAGUUCCAGGAUUCAAAGAAAUACGUGUUCUUGGAUUUCGCUCAGAGGAUCUCUCUGUGCGCUACGCUGUUGUCUUUAACGGAGAAACGGAGCUGAACGGUGACAGUCUGGAGAUGGAAGAAGGAAAAGAGACAAACGAAGACGCGAAGGCCCCGAAACUGAAGCGCAUCAUCGUUACGGCCUUGAAGCAGGAGCCGACGCUGCUGCUGGACAUACAGACGCUCAGCUUCCAGGCUGUGACCAUGGUUUAUCCGGUUGUGGACUCCACGUCCACACAGGAACCAGAAGAUGCCAGCCCACCCACCCAAACUUUAUUCCCCACUGUGGGAGUUUUGGAAAACAAGCUGAGGGAUUCAGCUACUGUCAGACCAAAAACAAACACCUUUGUGCCUUUUAUCCCCACCAUCCUCCCAAAGACCAGCUCUAGCUUUACUGGUGGGACUCCUUCAAUGGCAGCUGCAGAAGAAAAACCCACAGAGGAGGAAGAGGAGGGAAUGGGGGAAGAGGAGACUCCACUGGGUGAUGGAGGUGAAGAUGGAGAUCAGGAGCUGGUGGGAAGUUCAAGCUCCAGGCCUAAAGGAGAUCAAACUGCUGAGGUGAACCUGGAUCCACCCACAGCUUCCGCUGACCCGGUUUCCACCGGAUCAUCUGGUGAGGACGCCGUCCAGGGCAGCGAACCUGGAGCAGACGUGGAGCCUUUACCGUCCCCUGAGGACGGAGGAGAAGGUCGAUCGGAUCUGACCGCGGUCACCCAAACCGCUCCUGGAGAUUAUUCACACACCGCAGACGGAGUGACAGAGCAACAGGAAGAGGAGAGCGGGAGCGGCUUUGCGUCAGAAUCUGAUGAAGGUCCGUACGGAUCAACAGCCGCGCCGGCGAUGAGACAGGCCAGCACACCUAUGAUGACAGCUGUGGAGCAGAGCAAAGAGUUGGUGGUUUUCUUUAGCUUGAGGGUCACUAACAUGAUGUUUACUGACGACCUGUUCAACAAGAGCUCCCCAGAGUAUAAGUCACUGGAGAAUACCUUCCUGGAACUGACUCAGCACUUUGGGUCCAGAAACCAGCCAAACCCUGGAGCUUCCAUUAAAUCUGGGCUGGGGAGACAGACAACGUUAGCCUCCAUACCGCUUCUGCCAUAUUUACAGUCCAAUCUGACUGGAUUUAAGCAGCUGGAGAUUCUCAACUUCAGGAACGGCAGUGUUGUGGUGAACAGCAGGAUGAAACUGGACAAGCCGGUGCCGAACAACGUCACAGAAGCCGUGCGCUGUGUGCUGGAGGACUUGUGCAGCGCCGCGUCUAAUCGGCUUGACAUCGAGAUUGACAGUCGCUCUUUGGAGGUUGAACCAGGUGAGAAGUUCUUGCUGAAGUCUUGGCUUGAAUUCUGUUACUUUUUCACUUGUUUUG
This is a messenger RNA of Poecilia latipinna (sailfin molly), 2515 nucleotides long. RefSeq names its product interphotoreceptor matrix proteoglycan 1-like. NCBI's taxonomy places the organism in Eukaryota, Metazoa, Chordata, Actinopteri, Cyprinodontiformes, Poeciliidae. The record is from RefSeq and is a predicted model, not a curated record. The annotation marks the transcript as partial. The transcript is spliced from 13 exons. Gene Ontology annotation, biological process: visual perception.